AUAGUUUUGUUUUUUUUUAUGCUUUAAUUUAAUUAGAUUUAUUUCCAUGAAAUGUCAACCGAAUGACUUGUGCCGUGUUCCCGCGCCUUCCCAGCUUCUGCAAAUGUCGAAGUAGAAAAACAUUCCCUUCGCCAGAUUUUGCUUCGUGUGCAGUUGGUAUUGUUGUGUUUUAAGUUAGUUUCUAUAUUUUAACUUUCCCAAGGGCUAGGUGCACUGCGCAGCAAGCAGAAUGAGUGCACCAUCGAACUCGAAGAGCGCCACUGGCCAACCGGGAGCUUCGGGUUCGAGCGCCCCCACUACGGUGCAGGAGUUUGUGAUUCGUGUGCCGAAGAAUCUGAAAAAGAAGUAUCAUGUCAUGCGGUUCAACGCGACGCUCAACGUCGACUUUACCCAGUGGCGGACGGUGAAGAUGGAGCGCGAAAACAACCAGAAGGAGUACAAGGGCAUCGAGGAGGUGAUGCCCAAGUUCGGUGCCGGCUCGGAGUUCAAUCGGGAUCUGCGCGAGGAGGCACGCCGCAAGCGGUUCGGUAUUAUUUCGAAAAAGUACAAGCCCGAAGCGCAGCCCUGGAUUUUGCGUGCCGGUGGCAAGAGUGGCAAAAUGUUCCGUGGCAUCCGGGAGGGUGGCGUGGGCGAGAAUGCUGCGUUUUACGUGUUUACACACGCACCGGACGGGGCGAUCGAGGCGUACCCGCUGAACGAGUGGUACAACUUUCAGCCGAUUAACCGAUACAAAGCACUGUCCGCGGAGGAAGCGGAGCAGGAGUACGGUCGGCGCAAGAAGACGAUGAACUACUUCUCGCUCAUGUUCCGGAAGCGGCUAAAGAAGGGCGAGGAUAACGAGGCCGACGACCAGGAGGAAACAAAGGGCAAGAAGGGAGAGGGAGGCAAGAGCAAGGAUUUGAAGAUCAGCGACAUGGACGAGUGGAUCGACUCGGAUGAGGUGUCGUCGUCGGGCGACGAUGACGAUGAGGGCAAGUCGAAGCAGAAGGACAGCGACGACGAUGCGAAGGAUAAGAAGGCGAAGAACAAAAAGAAGGCACUGGCGGACAGCAAGAAGAAGAAGCGGGACGUGGACGAGGAAGCGUUCGAAGAGUCAGACGAUGGUGAUGAGGAGGGGCGCGAGCUGGACUACAUCUCGGACUCGAGCGACAGCGAGUCGGACCACGACGCGAAGGUGGUGAAGGAGAUGAAGUCCGUCGCGGAGGAAGACGCACUGCGGAAGCUGCUGACCUCGGAAGAAGAUUCGGAGGAGGAGGAAAAGAAAUCGGAGGAGGAUGAGGAAAAGGAGGACGAGAAGAAUGGCAAAUCCAAGGAGAAGGACAAGGAUGGCAAGGAAAAGGAAGGCAAAGAAAGCAAGAAGAAGAAGAAAGCAAAGAAGAACAAGAGCAAAAAGUCGGAAUCGGACAAAAAGGACUCGUCCAGCGAUUUCAGCUCGGACAGCUCGGAUUCCGAUACGGCCAGUGCGAAGAAAAAGCCGAAAGACAAGAAGAGCAAGGAAGGCGUUGGGUCGAAUUUGUCCAGCGCAAACAAUUCGCGCUCGGCCUCGCCUAGCGUGAGCCAGUUCGAUUCGAACAAGCGCAAAAUGACCGGCUCCAAUAUGCCGACGACGGAUCUGACCGGAUCGGAUAAUAGCAACAGUCCCGUCUCUACGCCAGCUAAAAAGGUUAAGACGGACAUUACGCCGUCUCUUCCGCCCACUUUCGCUGGCAUCGUUAAUGCCACAAGCAAAGAUUUUUUCUCUCUCUCUCUUUCCACAGUGAUUAUGAUGCGCAAACCGAUGACCACGACGGAACUGCUGACCAAGUUCAAGAACAAGAAGACGGGUGUGUCGAGCGAGAAGCUGGUCGAAACCAUGACCCAAAUACUGAAACGCAUCAAUCCGGUCAAACAGACCAUACAGGGCAAAAUGUAUCUCAGCAUAAAGGUGCCGAAGUGAGCGCAAAAAAGAUUAAAAUUGAGGAGUGGCGAAACGCAUCGUAAGCACUAGCAGUAAUUUUAAAGCAGGAAAUUUAAACAAAUAAACUUUUGGUUCUUACAAAUAGGAAA
Molecule: messenger RNA, 2046 nt
Organism: Anopheles arabiensis
Lineage: Eukaryota; Metazoa; Arthropoda; Insecta; Diptera; Culicidae
Gene: TfIIFalpha
Product: general transcription factor IIF subunit 1
Exons: 3
Coding region: 230-1936 (568 amino acids)
Biological process (GO): transcription initiation at RNA polymerase II promoter; positive regulation of transcription elongation by RNA polymerase II
Cellular component (GO): transcription factor TFIIF complex; nucleus
Molecular function (GO): RNA polymerase II general transcription initiation factor activity; DNA binding; TFIIF-class transcription factor complex binding
Source: RefSeq, a predicted model, not a curated record